Messenger RNA from Drosophila busckii, 3967 nucleotides. It is a transcript of the gene GramD1B, whose product is annotated as protein Aster-B. The transcript has 12 exons. Gene Ontology annotation, cellular component: endoplasmic reticulum-plasma membrane contact site; plasma membrane; endoplasmic reticulum membrane. NCBI's taxonomy places the organism in Eukaryota, Metazoa, Arthropoda, Insecta, Diptera, Drosophilidae. Gene Ontology annotation, biological process: intracellular sterol transport. The record is from RefSeq and is a predicted model, not a curated record. Gene Ontology annotation, molecular function: sterol binding; sterol transfer activity. The coding region runs from base 334 to 3834 and encodes 1166 amino acids.
UAAAAACGCAAGAAUUUAACAAACGAAUCUCAUUUUAGGCUAGAUAAUUGUUAAAAUUUGCAUUUCAUUCGUGUGCGCGGUCUUAAGCUAACGUCGUGUUAAACAAAUAAAACUAUGAGAUACUAUAAAAUUAAGAGGAAACAACUUCCGCAGACGUCAGCAGCAGUCGCAGUCACAAUUUCAAUAGACACUCAAGUACCGUUGGCCCAAUAGCGAAUUAUAAAAACAAAACGCAAUUUGCAAAAUUAAAUGCUUAAUUGUAAACAAUUGUGCGAGUGCGAGCGUUAGCGCUUAAUAAUAGUUUAGUUUGUGAGUGUGAGUGCUCAGGUUGUCAUGCAUUUUGUCACACAACAGAGACAGCAACAACAACAACAACAACCAACUCAACAGCCGCAGCAGCAAGCACAACAACAAAAAACAAGUUAUAGCACAUUAACAGCCGGUACGCGCUUUGUGAGUCUACGUAAAUCUUCCAGCCAAGGAGCUCUUCCCAAAUCCUUGACCACCGCUCAGAAUCUCAAUCGACAAACGUCACAGCAGCAGCAGCAACAACAAAAACACAAACGCACAGCCAGCCUCAAUUUGCAAACAACGUCCAUGAUUAAAGAUAUUGAACUGAGCAACAAUACGACGACAACAACAACGACAGCUGCUGCCAUAAGCAGUGUGGACACAACUCAUGCCAACAUGAGCUGCGAUGCACAGCAGCAAGAGCAGCAGCAACAGGAGCAGCAGCAGCAGCAGCAACAGCAAGAGGAGCAGCAUGAACAGCAGCAGGAUAAAGUUGAGCCAAGUAACAUUGGCGACAGGCGCGAUUCCAUUAGCGAGGAUAUACUAAUUACAACAACAACAACUAGCAGCAAAUUGAUUACCAUACAGGAGGCUGUGAGCAGCUUGGAGCAGCAGCAGCAGCAGCAGAACACAAACUCAAAUUCGUCUUCAAACCCAACAGCUUCCUCUUCCUCAACCGCUUCCGCAUCGCCUGUUAAUCCCAACAGCAGCAGCACCAAUAGCAAUGGCAACCAUGCAACGCCGCCUUUAGCACCACCCAGUCCAAAGAGCACGCCCAGCAUACACAUAGCGCCAGCUACUGAUGCACACUCUGCCUGCCUGGACUCGAACGGCUUUAAUCAAGGCGCCAGCAGCACGGACAGUCCCAGCAGUCGCAAGAGCUCCACCAGCUCCAAGGGCAAGCCGGACAAGCUGAACAGGGACGAGGACACACUAAGCAAGCUAAGCGAAACUGAGAAUCACUUUGUGCGCGGCGAUCCAACUCAACAGGUGGGCAGCAGCAAUUCCUCGCUAGAGAAACCCGCACGCAGCACUUCGCGUCUAUCCGAGCGCGCCAAAAAGAAAUCCUGGUACAACGUUAUAUAUCCCAACUACAAAUCGCGCGCCGAAGACUUUAAAAAGCUGUUCAAGGAUGUGCCCAACGAAGAGCGUUUAAUAGUGGAUUACUCGUGCGCCUUGCAACGCGACAUUUUGGUGCAGGGUCGUUUGUAUGUGUCACAGAACUACGUUUGCUUCCAUGCCAACAUUUUCACUUGGGAAACGUAUGUGAGCAUCAAAUGGAAGGAUGUGACUGCUAUAACGAAGGAGAAAACAGCGCUGGUCAUACCCAAUGCCAUUUCGAUAGCCACAGCAAAGGACAAAUACUUCUUUGCCACAUUCGCGUCGCGUGACAAGUCGUUCUUGAUGCUCUUUCGGGUAUGGCAGAAUACGUUGAUGAAUAAACUGUUCUCGCCCCAGGAGAUUUGGCGACAUGUGCACAGCUGCUACGGCGACGAACUGGGCCUAACCACAGACGACGAGGACUACAUAGAUCCCACGCUGGAUGCAGACACCGAAACGGACGUUGAUUUUCAAACGGCCAUUGAUGAUUUAGGCGGCGAGCAGAGCAACUCAAGUCAAAGCAUUAGCAAUCAGCAGCUGCCACAGCAAAGCGGCAACAGCAGCGCCAGCAGCGGCGGCGGCAGCAACACAGCAGCAGCAGCAGCAGCUACACGUAAAUCCAAAACAAAGUAUUUCUUCAACUCGAGCAAGUCCUCGAAUCUUAACUCAUCGGCAAACGCUUCAGCAGCCAGCGGAUCCGACAACAAAGCAAGCGACAGCAAUCGCAAAUCGAAUAAGAAAAUGAAGGCAAAUGCCAAAGAGUUGACGCUCAGCUCGGUCAAACCAGCGGAGCAGUCAGUAGCGGUGACGCUAAGCGCGCCCAGCAGUGCCACAGCAACAACAACAGUAGCAGCAGCAGCAGCUACAGCAGCAGCAGCUGCGCCUGCGCCUGAGAAAAAGUUGGAGAACAGCAGCAACAAUCAGACGCCCGCCGAGCCGCAUCAUGGCGCUGAAACUAAACGCAAGCACAGCAAAUUGAAUCAGCGUCAACGCGAAGCGGAGCUGCCAAGCAAAAACUCAGAGGCUGUGCCCACCGAUGUGUCCGACUCUUCCGAUUCCGAAGCAAACAAUGUGCCCUUUGUGCCCAGCACCGAGUGCACUUCAACGCAUGAGGGGCGACAAAUAGUGCACACUAUAUUGCCCAUUAAGGUGGACACUUUGUUUAAUUUUUUGUUCAGCAAGUCCAAGUUCUUAACGGAGUUUCAUGACUCACGCAAGUCCACAGACUUGACCGCGGGCGAGUGGAAGAAGAACGAUGAGGGACAAAAUGUGCGUCAAGUGAGCGUCACAGUGCAGCUGGCGGCCUCAGUGGGUCCAAAGACUUCAAAGGUAACUGAAUAUCAAACCAUGCGCGACUGCAGCAAGCCGGGCGAGCUCUACUCCAUCGAUGUGAACAGCGUUAAUGCGGGCAUACCCUAUGCGGAUAGCUUCAGCGUGCUCAUACACUUUUGUCUGGCGCGCACUGUCGAUGAUCACACCAUGUUGUCCAUACAUGCGCAAAUAAAAUACAAAAAGUCCAUUUGGGGCGUUGUCAAGGGUUUCAUCGAGAAGAACACGUGGGCGGGUCUGGAGGAUUUCUUUGGGGCGCAGCUGCAUGCGCUGCAAAGUGAAACUUGCAUACCGCCUGCCAAGGGCAAAGGCAGACGCCCGCGACGUGGCCUAAAAUCCAAUCAACUGGUUACAACAACAACAGCAACCAGCACGGACAAUGACUGCUCAUCUGUUAAGCAUCAUCAUCAACAUCAUCACCAGCAUCGUCAUCAUCAUUCCCAUUCACAUCUUCAGCAGCAGUCGCAGUCGUCGUCGCCGCAUCAUGCAAAAUCUCAUCAACAACAACAACAACAACAGCAACCAAUUUGUCAGCAUCGUAAGGCCAAAUUGCACACUUGCAAAGGAACUGCUACACAAAUACGACCCAUGGAGGAGCCACUGGGCAACACAACACAAACAUGCAUGCCGGACACGUUGGAUAGCUGGGACAACAAGCUGCUGUCGGGCGCUGGGGGCGUGGCUGGCGCUGCAGCGGGACUGGCGGCGGACAGUGCUAAGCAGCAGAAGCAGAAGCAGCAGCAACAGUUGCUGGCGGGCGCACAGCAGCUGGGCAUGGACUUGGGCCAGUCUCAACAUGGCUACAAGCACAAAAGCUUGUCGCUGGCCGUUGUUGUGCUCAUGUUCGUGCUGCUGGCAUUAAAUGUGAUAUUAUUGAUUAAGCUCUGGAAGCUAGAGGAACGCAUCGAUGUGGAUCUCAGUCGACGGGCGCGCAUGCCGAGUCUGGCGACACUCAAGGAGUUGCCGAAUACGAAUCAAGAUUGGUUGGAGCUAAUGCGUCAGCAGGAGCUGUCGCAUGAAUCGGAGCUGCAUAAAUGGCAUCAAGUGCUGCAAACUGCCAUUGAGCUGCUGAAAAAGACUGAAAAGACUUUGACCGAAGUCAUGAUACCUUAGCAGCACAAUAUCCUAGCAAACAGUUAAGCUAGCAGUCUCCUCACACACACACACACACACACAUGUACACAUAUAAGUUUGUUUAAAUCUGCAGCAGUUUAUAAUGUUAUUAUUUAAAUUACAAGUUACUUUU